This is a messenger RNA of Pteronotus mesoamericanus, 4639 nucleotides long. It is a transcript of the gene DNMT3A, whose product is annotated as DNA methyltransferase 3 alpha. Gene Ontology annotation, molecular function: DNA (cytosine-5-)-methyltransferase activity. The coding region runs from base 333 to 3062 and encodes 909 amino acids. Gene Ontology annotation, cellular component: cytoplasm; nucleus. Gene Ontology annotation, biological process: negative regulation of DNA-templated transcription. Lineage: Eukaryota; Metazoa; Chordata; Mammalia; Chiroptera; Mormoopidae. The record is from RefSeq and is a predicted model, not a curated record. The transcript is spliced from 23 exons.
AAGCGAGGCAGGCAGGCGGCCGGGAGCGAGGGCGCGCGGGCGGCGGCGGCGGCGUCGAGACCAGAGGACGAUCCGGGACGCGGCGCCGUGGCACCAAGGCGCGCAGACGGGCCGGCCCGACCCCACCGGCCACACGGUGGAGCCUUCCGCAGAAACACAAACCCAGAGGCAGCCUGAGGCGAAGUUUCACUGGACUUUUUCACUCAGCACCCGGAUCUAUGUCUGACUUUUAACUCUCGCUUACAAAGACUACGAUAAUUCCUUCCCCAAAGCCAAGCAGCCCCCCAGCCCCGUGCAGCCCCAGCCUGCCUCCCACCGCCCAGCUGCCCGCAAUGCCCUCCAGCGGCCCCGGUGACACCAGCAGCUCCGCUCUGGAGCGGGAGGAGGACCGCAAGGAGGGAGAGGAGCAGGAGGAGGCCCGUGGCAAGGAGGAGCGGCAGGAGCCCAGCACAACUGCACGGAAGGUGGGGCGGCCUGGGAGGAAGCGCAAGCACCCCCUGGUGGAGAGCAGUGACACACCGAAGGACCCGGCGGCCACCUCCAAGUCCCCAUCCAUGGCCCAGGACUCGGGCACCUCAGAGCUGUUACCCAAUGGGGACUUGGAGAAGCGGAGUGAGCCCCAGCCUGAGGAGGGGAGCCCCGCUGGGGGACAGAAGGGCGGGGCCCCAGCAGAGGGAGAGGGCGCAGCCGAGACCCCGCCUGAAGCCUCCAGGGCCGUGGAGAACGGCUGCUGCACCCCCAAGGACGGCCGGGGAGCCUCCACAGAAGAGGGCAAAGAACAGAAGGAGACCAACAUCGAAACCAUGAAAAUGGAGGGCUCCCGGGGCCGGCUUCGGGGUGGCUUGGGCUGGGAGUCCAGCCUCCGCCAGCGGCCCAUGCCGCGGCUCACCUUCCAGGCGGGGGACCCCUACUACAUCAGCAAGCGCAAGCGGGACGAGUGGCUGGCACGCUGGAAAAGGGAGGCUGAGAAGAAAGCCAAGGUGAUUGCAGUAAUGAACGCUGUGGAAGAAAACCAAGGCUCCGGCGAGUCUCAGAAGGUGGAGGAGAAUAGCCCUCCUGCCGUGCAGCAGCCCACUGACCCCGCAUCCCCCACUGUGGCCACCACACCUGAGCCUGUGGGGGCUGACACCGGGGACAAGAAUGCCACCAAAGCAGCCGAUGAUGAACCAGAGUACGAGGACGGCCGGGGCUUUGGCAUUGGGGAGCUGGUGUGGGGGAAACUGCGGGGCUUCUCCUGGUGGCCAGGCCGCAUUGUGUCUUGGUGGAUGACGGGCCGGAGUCGAGCAGCCGAAGGCACCCGCUGGGUCAUGUGGUUCGGAGACGGCAAGUUCUCAGUGGUGUGUGUUGAAAAGCUGAUGCCGCUGAGCUCCUUCUGCAGUGCGUUCCACCAGGCCACCUACAACAAGCAGCCCAUGUACCGCAAAGCCAUCUACGAAGUCCUGCAGGUGGCCAGCAGCCGUGCCGGGAAGCUGUUUCCACCUUGCCACGACAGCGAUGAGAGCGACACUGCCAAGGCCGUGGAGGUGCAGAACAAACAGAUGAUCGAAUGGGCCCUUGGAGGGUUCCAGCCCUCUGGCCCCAAGGGCCUGGAGCCACCAGAAGAGGAGAAGAACCCCUACAAAGAAGUUUACACAGACAUGUGGGUUGAACCUGAGGCAGCUGCCUAUGCACCACCCCCACCAGCCAAAAAGCCCCGAAAGAGCACAACUGAGAAGCCCAAGGUCAAGGAGAUUAUCGACGAACGCACAAGAGAGCGGCUGGUGUACGAGGUGCGGCAGAAGUGCCGGAACAUCGAGGACAUUUGCAUCUCUUGUGGGAGUCUCAACGUCAGCCUGGAACACCCUCUCUUUAUCGGAGGAAUGUGCCAAAACUGCAAGAACUGCUUCCUGGAGUGCGCGUACCAGUAUGACGACGACGGCUACCAGUCCUACUGCACCAUCUGCUGUGGGGGGCGCGAGGUGCUCAUGUGUGGGAACAACAACUGCUGCAGGUGCUUUUGCGUGGAGUGUGUGGAUCUCCUGGUGGGGCCAGGGGCUGCCCAGGCGGCCAUUAAGGAAGACCCUUGGAACUGCUACAUGUGCGGGCACAAGGGCACCUACGGGCUGCUGCGGCGGCGGGACGACUGGCCCUCUCGGCUGCAGAUGUUCUUCGCCAAUAACCACGACCAGGAAUUUGACCCUCCGAAGGUUUACCCACCUGUCCCAGCCGAGAAGAGGAAGCCCAUCCGGGUGCUGUCUCUAUUUGACGGAAUCGCUACAGGGCUUCUGGUGCUGAAGGACUUGGGCAUCCAGGUGGAUCGCUACAUCGCCUCGGAGGUGUGCGAGGACUCCAUCACUGUGGGCAUGGUGCGGCACCAGGGGAAGAUCAUGUACGUCGGCGACGUCCGCAGCGUCACGCAGAAGCAUAUCCAGGAGUGGGGCCCGUUCGAUCUGGUGAUUGGGGGCAGUCCGUGCAAUGAUCUCUCCAUCGUCAACCCUGCCCGCAAGGGACUCUACGAGGGCACUGGCCGGCUCUUCUUUGAGUUCUACCGCCUCCUGCAUGAUGCGCGGCCCAAGGAGGGAGAUGACCGCCCCUUCUUCUGGCUCUUUGAGAAUGUGGUGGCCAUGGGCGUUAGUGACAAGAGGGACAUCUCGCGAUUUCUCGAGUCCAACCCUGUGAUGAUUGAUGCCAAAGAAGUGUCAGCUGCACACAGGGCCCGCUACUUCUGGGGGAACCUUCCUGGUAUGAACAGGCCGUUGGCAUCCACUGUGAAUGAUAAGCUGGAGCUGCAGGAGUGCCUGGAGCACGGCAGAAUAGCCAAGUUCAGCAAAGUGAGGACCAUUACGACUAGGUCGAACUCCAUAAAGCAGGGCAAAGACCAGCAUUUCCCCGUCUUCAUGAAUGAGAAAGAGGACAUCUUAUGGUGCACUGAAAUGGAAAGGGUGUUUGGCUUCCCUGUCCACUAUACCGAUGUCUCCAACAUGAGCCGCUUGGCGAGGCAGAGACUGCUGGGCCGGUCGUGGAGCGUGCCGGUCAUCCGCCACCUCUUCGCUCCGCUGAAGGAAUAUUUUGCUUGUGUGUAAGGGACAUGAGGGCAAACCGAGGUAGUGACACAAAGUUAAACAAACAAACAAAAUUCACAAAACACAACAAAACACCAAGAACGUGAGGAUGGAGAGAAGUAUCAGCACCCAGAAGAGACAAAGGAAUUUAACAACCACAGAGGCGGAAGUACCGGAGGGCUUUUGCCUUGCGGAAAGGGUUGGACAUCAUCUCCUGAUUUUUCAAUGUUACCCUUUAGUCCUAUUUAAAAACAAUACCAAGUUCUCUCCCCGCCCGCCCCCCUUUUUUUGGUCAAACCUUUUGUUUUCUACUCUUUUUUUUUUUUUUCAGAGGGGUUUUCCAUUCGUUUGGGUUUUUGUUUCUUGCUGUGACUGAAACAAGAGGGUUUAUUGAUGCAAAAAUCAAUAACAAAAAAUAGUAACAAUACCUUGCAGAGGAAAGAUAAGAAAGAGAGAUGGAAAAAAAGGAAAUUCUAUAGAAAUCUAUAUAUUGGUAUUGGAUUUUUUUUCUUUACUAUAUAUCUUUUAUUUUGUUGUUGUCUCUAGCCUGAUCAGAUAGGAGGACAAGCAGGGGACAGAAAACAGAGAGACACUCAGGAGGCAGAGCCCCCUCCCAGCCACUGAGCUGUCUUGCCAGCACCAUUCCUGGUCAUGCAGAGCAGAGCCCAGCUAGCAGCAGGGAGACGAGAACACCACACAAGACCCUUUUAUACAGUAUUUCAGGUGCCUACCACACAGGAAAUCUUGAAGAAAAUCAGUUUCUAGAAGCCGCUGUUACCUCUUGUUUACAGUUUAUAUAUAUAUGAUAGAUAUGAGCUAUAUAUAUAAAAGGUACUGUUAACUACUGUACAACCUGACUUCAUAAUGGUGCUUUCAAACAGCGAGAUGAGUAAAAACAUCAGCUUCCACGUUGCCUUAUGUGCAAAGGGUUUUAACCAAGGAUGGAGAGAGGGAACAAUAGCUCGAAGGUGGAUCUCCAUCAAGGUGGGCUUUUCCCCCCUUGGUGUUCAAUGAGGUGAAGGAGAACUCGGGAACAGUGUUCCCCGCUUCUCCCUGCCAAAAAGGGGGUGAGGUGGUCGGGACCGUGGACAGCUGAGAGCGGGAUUCAUCCAGGAUCACGCAAUAACCUUUUGAUUUCUUUCUUUUAUCAAAAAGGAGACUCCCUCAGCAAGGUGGCAGGAUAAGGGGUCUUCAUUCCAACUUUCUCACAUUAGCUGAUUCGAGGGCUCCUCGUGGUGGGAUCAGAAAUAAUCCAGAGUGAGGGAAAGUGACCGUUCAAACCCCACCUGGAGCAAAUAAAAAAACAUACAAAACGUACUGGUGCUUUCCUGUCUAAAGUCGCCUUUUGUGUGUUCUUUUAUGAGGCCCCACCAUCCACCCUCUGUGCACAAGGUGGCUUCUGGCCCUGGAAUGUGAUGUUUUUGGUCAUCUCCAAAGGCUGCAGUUUUAUACUGGGAGGCUGAUGACACCUUUUGUUAUAAUUAUUCUUAUGGUUCUGGUUAUAGUUAUGUUUGUUUUCAGAUUUUUCGUUAAGACACAGAAACCCAACCCCCCCCCCCCUUUAGGUUUCAAACCAAGGUGCGGGGAGCAGGGUGCUU